This is a messenger RNA of Melampsora larici-populina 98AG31, 393 nucleotides long. RefSeq lists its product as uncharacterized. Lineage: Eukaryota; Fungi; Basidiomycota; Pucciniomycetes; Pucciniales; Melampsoraceae. Bases 1 to 393 code for a protein of 130 amino acids. The transcript has a single exon. The record is from RefSeq and is a predicted model, not a curated record.
AUGAUUGAUAAUUUGAUUUUGGGAGUGGCGGACCCCCCCCACGCUCAGGGCUUCCGUAGCUUCCACCUACUGACACAUCUUUCCAGGCAUCUACCGAAACCACCUCCAACAACUCCCAAAAUUUCACGCACGCAAGGCAAGGGCAAAGCCAAAGAGUUUGCCCCCGUUGAUCUCCCCCUUGACUUGCCUUCGCCAGAUGCUGACCUGUCCGACCCGGAAACAACCAUUGCCCAAACGGCAACGGUUGUCAAGCAAACGCCAGCCAAGGAGGCACCGGUGGUCAAAGCCAAAAAGAGCAAGGCAUUGACUAAGGCGGUCAUUGUUCCAGACGAGCUUGAACAAGAAGAUGAAGACAUUGCCGAGGAAGAUAGUGAUUGGGAGAUGGAAGAUUGA